AUGGCCAGGGGCCCUGAUGACACGUGGAGGUGGGCGACCCUGGUGGUGCUGGCCGCCCUGGGCACAGCUGUGACAGCGACCACCAACCCCGGCGUCGUGGCCAGGAUCACCCAGAAGGGCCUGGACUACGCCUGCCAGCAGGGAGUGGCUACUCUGCAGAAGGAGUUGGAGAAGAUCACACUUCCCACUCUCUCCGGAAGCUUUAAGGUGAAGCCCCUUGGGAAAGGGAAGUACAGCUUCUACAGCUUGGUUAUUCAUGGAUUCAAGCUUCCCAAUUCCCAGAUAAGACCGUUGCCCAAUCAAGGCCUUCAUCUCUCCAUCAAAGAUGCCAGUAUCAAGAUGAGUGGAAAAUGGAAGGCACGAAAGAGUUUCAUCAAAGUCAGCGGCAACUUUGACCUGAGUGUGGAGGGCAUCUCCAUUUUGGCUGCUCUCAAGCUGGGUUAUGACCCCACCUCGGGCCAAGCCACCGUCGCCUGCUCCAGCUGCAGCAGCCACAUCAACAGUGUCCGUGUACGCAUCUCGCGCAGCAGCCUGGGGUGGCUGAUCCAACUCUUCCACAAAAAAAUCGAGUCUUCGCUCCGAAACAGCAUGAACCGCAAGAUCUGCGAGAUAGUGACCAGUGCCGUAUCCUCCAAGCUGCAACCUUAUUUCCAGACACUGCCAGUGACAACCAAAAUAGACAACGUGGCUGGGAUCGAUUACUCUCUGGUUGCACCUCCAAAAGCCACAGCUGAUAGGCUGGAUGGGUUGUUGAAGGGGGAGUUUUUCAGGCUGGCCCACCGCAGGCCCCCUCCCUUUGCCCCGCCGGCGCUGACCCUUCCCACCGACCACAACCGCAUGGUGUACCUGGGCAUCUCCGAAUAUCUUUUCAACACGGCCGGGCUCGUGUAUCAAGAGGCUGGAGUCCUGAAUCUGACCCUCAGCGACGACAUGUUUCCAAAGAAAUCCAAGUUCUUCCUGACGACAAAAUUCUUUGGAACCCUCCUACCCCAGGUGGCUAAGAUGUUCCCUGACAUGAAGAUGAAGCUCCUCAUCUGGGCCCCCUCCCCACCGAACGUCGCCGUGUGCCCCACCGGCCUUGACCUCACUUUUUCCCUGAAUACCCAGGCCGUUGCUGUCCUCCCAGACUCCUCCUUGGCCCCCCUCUUCCUGCUUGAGAUGAACAUGAACAUUUCCGUGGAUAUUCGUGCCAGGUCCGACAGACUUGUUGGAGAGCUCAAGCUGGACAAGCUGCUCCUGAAACUGAAGCACUCAGACAUCGACCACUUCCCGGUUGAAUUGCUGCAGAAUGUCAUGAACUACGUUGUGCCCACUGUCGUGAUUCCCAAGAUUAACAAGAAGCUGCAGAAAGGCUUCCCUCUCCCGCUGCCCGCCUCCAUCCAGCUCUUCAACCUGGUGUUUCAGCCUCACCAGGAUUUCCUGCUGUUCGGUGCAGAUGUCCGCUACGGCUGA
Molecule: messenger RNA, 1452 nt
Organism: Balaenoptera ricei (Rice's whale)
Lineage: Eukaryota; Metazoa; Chordata; Mammalia; Artiodactyla; Balaenopteridae
Gene: BPI
Product: bactericidal permeability increasing protein
Exons: 15
Coding region: 1-1452 (483 amino acids)
Biological process (GO): negative regulation of tumor necrosis factor production; negative regulation of interleukin-8 production; negative regulation of macrophage activation
Molecular function (GO): lipopolysaccharide binding
Source: RefSeq, a predicted model, not a curated record